Carica papaya (papaya) is the source of this 1448-nucleotide messenger RNA. The record is from RefSeq and is a predicted model, not a curated record. NCBI's taxonomy places the organism in Eukaryota, Viridiplantae, Streptophyta, Magnoliopsida, Brassicales, Caricaceae.
AUGGGUAAAGAAGCCUUAAUGGUCCACAAGGACACAAGCCCAAAGCCUCUUAGCCAAGGCAAGCUGUGUAUGUGGGAGGCCUUGCCUGCUUAUGUGGGCAUACAUAUGUGCGAGAGGGGGAGCCUGCACAUGCGGGAAACUCCCACGCUUGAGGAAGACUCCUCACCAAUUCCCACUCUUCUCCAGCCAGCCACAGAGAUAAUUAAGGAAAUUGCGGUGCUAGAGUUGGAAGUUGUACAUCUGGAACACUAUCUUCUCUCAUUAUACCGAAAAGCAUUUGAACAACAAAUAUCGACAGUUUCCCCAAUUUCAAAGGAUAAGAGGUUAAAGUUGCCUUUGGAUACCCCAAGAGGCAGCUUCCUGGAAACUUCUAGACUUGAUACCCCUUCAAAAAAGGAAAACUCUGCCACUCUGUCUGGUUACCAGUCACUCAAGAAUCCAAUGAAGGAAUCUAGUGUUACUGGAAGAGAAGAGAAGCAAUUGGAUUCCAGUGUUCAUUGUUGUCACUCAUCUCUUUCUCAAUAUUCUUCAUCUUUUAUUACAACUCCUCUGGAAGACUCCAUGGCCAGAGCUGUACGUGCCUGCCAUUCUCAACCAUUGUCCAUGAUGGAGUAUGCUCAGAAUUCGGCAAAUAUAAUUAGUCUGGCUGAGCAUCUUGGGACUCGUAUUUCCGACCAUGUUCCAGAAACACCUAACAAGCUUUCUGAGGAAAUGGUCAGGUGCAUGUCAGCUAUACUUUGCAAGCUUGCCGACCCACCAGUGACAAACCAUGGCCUUUCAUCUCCUAGUUCAUCUUUAUCAUCAAUAAGUGCAUUUUCACCACAGGAUCAGUAUGAUAUGUGGAGUCCUGGAUUUAGAAACAAUUCAUCUUUUGAUGUGCGGUUAGAUAAUCCUUUUCAUGUGGAAGGACUUAAAGAGUUUAGUGGACCGUACAGCACAAUGGUUGACGUACAAUGGAUUUACAGAGAUAGUCAAAAGCUGGGUGAUGUUGAACACUUGCUAGAAAACUUCAGGUUGCUUAUCAGUCGAUUGGAAGAAGUGGACCCUAGGAAGUUGAAACAUGAAGAGAAGCUUGCUUUCUGGAUUAACAUACACAACGCACUAGUGAUGCAUGCAUUUUUGGCAUAUGGUAUUCCACAAAACAAUGUGAAGAGACUCUUUCUGCUAUUGAAGGCUGCGUAUAAUGUUGGGGGCCGCACAGUGAGUGCAGACACCAUACAACGUUCAAUUCUUGGAUGCCGGUUGUCUCGUCCUGGACAGGUAGACCGAAGCGAUAGAUUAUGAAGAUCAUCUUGUGGCUGGUCUUAAUUUUAACUUUUUCUGCAUUUAGCCAACCCUGAUUUCUUGCUGGUUGAAAAGUGGAUAUUGUUUUUCUAACUUUUUCACAGCAGAAAUACUUUUUCGUGUCUUUCAUGAUUCAACUUAUCUUCUCCAUCUAACCAUUUUAA